Quercus robur (English oak) is the source of this 1954-nucleotide messenger RNA. Its product is annotated as wax ester synthase/diacylglycerol acyltransferase 4-like. Gene Ontology annotation, molecular function: long-chain-alcohol O-fatty-acyltransferase activity; diacylglycerol O-acyltransferase activity. The record is from RefSeq and is a predicted model, not a curated record. NCBI's taxonomy places the organism in Eukaryota, Viridiplantae, Streptophyta, Magnoliopsida, Fagales, Fagaceae. Gene Ontology annotation, cellular component: plasma membrane. The transcript has 6 exons. Gene Ontology annotation, biological process: triglyceride biosynthetic process. The coding region runs from base 315 to 1706 and encodes 463 amino acids.
UUUUUUAAUUUAUUUUUGAGCUCAGUUAGAAAUCCUAAUCUAAUGAAUCUAAUAUAUUACCCCACCUCUUCCGACUCAGGACCACUCGAACUUGGGUUCUCAAACUCCAUAAGCCUUUAAGACUCGGGGAAGUACCACUCAGCCCAACGUGGGUAGUGGUUGAUGUUUGGGAUUUUAAUUACUCUGUUUUCAGCUAUAUAGCUGGGGGAACAUAUGCAACAACUUGUGAAGCUAAAAACUCAUAAAAGAAAAAAAAAAGGAACCUGUGAAGCAAAAAUUGUUUUCCUUUGUCCUGAGUGAUCGCAUUACAAAUAAUGGAGUUCGAGGAAGGAUUGGAGCCAGUAAGUCCUACUGGACAGUACUUCAACAGCUCUGUGCUAUCAGUAUCCAUUAUUGCUGUUAUGGAAUUUGAGAUUCCAAUCAACAACCUGCCCUCCAUAAUGUCAUUGCUCAAAGAUUUGUUCCUCCCCAUCAAUCCUCGUUUUUCCUCCAUUAUGGUCACAGGUGAAAAAGGUGAGAAACAAUGGAAAAGAGUAGAAGUGAAGCUUGAAGACCACAUUAACGUUCCCAUUUUCCCUAUUGGAUUGUCACCUGAUUCAUAUGACGAAUAUUUUGAUGACUACGUAUCAAAGAUAGCAAUGAACCAUUUUCCACAGAACAAACCACUAUGGGAGAUUCACAUUGUUAAAUAUCCAACAAGCAAUGCAGCUGGUACUAUCAUAUUCAAGCUUCACCAUGCUCUUGGUGAUGGCUACUCUCUCAUGGGUGCACUUCUUUCUAGUAUGCAAAGAGCUGAUAAUCCUUCUCUUCCGCUAACAUUUCCCUUUCGCCAACGCUCAGAGUCAAAAAGUGAGAGGUUAAGAAGAGGGGUGUCCCAAUUCGUUCCCUUGAUCUUUAACACUAUACAUGAUUUUGGAUGGAGCAUGUUAAAGAGCAAUUUGAUUGAAGAUGAUCGAACUCCGAUAAGGUCUGGCGAAAAAGGAGUGGAGUUUCGACCAGUUACAAUAUCAACUAUGACAUUCUCUCUAGAUCAUAUCAAAUUUAUUAAGGACAAGCUUGGAGUGACCAUAAAUGAUGUAAUUACUGGUAUAAUCUUCUUUGGCACCCGGUUAUAUAUGCAAGAGGUUAGCCAGAAAUCAAGCAAAGCGGAUUCCACAGCAAUAGUGUUGCUCAGUACAAGGACAGUUAAGGGCUACAAGUCAGUCAAAGAGAUGAUCAAACCUGAAUCCGAUACACCAUGGGGAAACCAAUUCGGUCUCUUACAUGUAUCAAUACCAAAGUUCACAAAUCUUAAAUCCUCAAACCCCCUUGAGUUUGUUUUGAAAGUGCACAAAAUAAUCAGGAAGAAGAGAAACUCUUCAUCUGUAUACUUCACUGGUUGCCUAUUGUCGAUUAUGAAGAAACUAAAAGGCCCUGAGGCAGCAUCUAAAUACAUCCAUAGAGCAUCAAAUUACUCGAGCAUGUCGAUCUCAAAUAUGAUAGGGCCAGUGGAACAAAUGGCUCUGGUUAAACAUCCAGUUAAAGGCUUAUACUUUAUGACCGUUAAAGGACCUCAGAGUCUUACAAUUACAAUGGCAAGCUACAUGGGAAAUCUGAGGGUUGCUGUUGGCUCAGAGAAAGGGUUCAUAGAUCCCCACAAGUUCAAGUCGUGUGUGAUCAAUGCCUUUGAGAUGACACUCCAAGCGGCACAUGACAUUCCCGCAUGAAAAUAUAUAAUUUGAUGGGCAAAUUACAUUAUUAUUGGAGCUAAUAAAGUUGCAUUUGGUUUUGGAUUCUACACGUAAGUGUCUUGUGAAAGUUUUUAGUUAAAGGCGAAGGGAGGGAGGUUAGGGGCAGCAUUGUAUUUUUCAAAUCUCUUUUAAAACUAAUAGUUAAUAAUUUGUGAUUUGGCAAAGAGUUUUGUAACUUAACUAGCACUAUUCAGCGUUUCUAAUAAAAAUGUUUAGGACUCAAU